This is a messenger RNA of Pseudomassariella vexata, 642 nucleotides long. Its product is annotated as coiled-coil domain-containing protein 25. NCBI's taxonomy places the organism in Eukaryota, Fungi, Ascomycota, Sordariomycetes, Amphisphaeriales, Pseudomassariaceae. The record is from RefSeq and is a predicted model, not a curated record. Bases 1 to 642 code for a protein of 213 amino acids. The transcript is spliced from 3 exons.
AUGGUCUUCUACUUUACAUCGUCCGUCGUGGACCCUUCGGCUUAUGUCUAUGUCGGCAAGGACAAAUUCGAGAACGAAGAGUUGAUUAAAUUUGGCUGGGAAGAAGAUGUCUGGUUCCACGCCGACAAGCUGUCAAGCGCCCACAUCUACCUGCGCCUCCGCGAGGGCGAAACUUGGGACGCCAUCCCGGAGCCUUUAGUGACGGACCUGGCGCAGCUAACCAAGGCCAACUCGAUCGAGGGCAACAAGAAGGACAACGUGACCAUUAUCUACACGCCGUGGUCGAACCUGAAAAAGGACGGCAGCAUGGCCGUGGGGCAGGUCAGCUUCAAGGACCCGCGCAAGGUGAAGCGGGUACUGGUGCCCCAGCGCGAGAACGCCAUCAUCAACCGCCUCAACAAGACCAAGGUCGAGAAGCACCCGGAUCUGCAGCAGGAGCGAGAGCACCGCCAGCGCGAGCUGAGGAAGCGGGAUCGCGCGACGCAGUUGGCGAGGAAGAAGGAGGAGGAGCAGAAGGCCAAGGAGUAUCAGGAGAAGAAGUGGCAGAAGGACCAUGCGUAUGAUGAUUUGUUCACUGAAGAGAACAUGGCGGCGUCGAGUAAUCAGGAUCGUGGUUCUGACUGGGAGGAUGACUUCAUGUAG